AUGGUGACGUCAUCGUUGUUGAUUGCUGCUGAAAACGGAGGUGUUCGUGAAUUGAAUGAACUCAGCAUGGCUCGGGGAUUCCCCAAUCUCCGGAAUAAGCAAAAAGAAACCGCUGCUCAUGUAGCUGCCGGAGCCGGCCAUAUCGAAGCUUUGAAUUUUCUGACCGUAAAAGGCGCACAGCUUUCUAUGGAAGAUGAACGAGGUUUCUUUUUAUGA
Haemonchus placei is the source of this 216-nucleotide messenger RNA. The record is from the annotation of a GenBank genome assembly. Lineage: Eukaryota; Metazoa; Nematoda; Chromadorea; Rhabditida; Trichostrongylidae.